Macrobrachium nipponense is the source of this 3870-nucleotide messenger RNA. Its product is annotated as mitotic spindle assembly checkpoint protein MAD1-like. NCBI's taxonomy places the organism in Eukaryota, Metazoa, Arthropoda, Malacostraca, Decapoda, Palaemonidae. Gene Ontology annotation, cellular component: kinetochore; mitotic spindle; nuclear envelope. Gene Ontology annotation, biological process: mitotic spindle assembly checkpoint signaling; attachment of mitotic spindle microtubules to kinetochore. The transcript has 14 exons. The record is from RefSeq and is a predicted model, not a curated record. Bases 1 to 2307 code for a protein of 768 amino acids.
AUGGGGGUACUAAUUGCACACGCAAAGUGUGGCAACACCUACAAUUCUUUUCUUGAUUUUGCAGAUGUGGCCAAAAGGUUCAGAGAGAAAGAUACAGAGUUGGCUGAAGCCAAGUCAACCAUAACUAUGCUCAAAGGACGUUUACACAAUGAAGCGACAUGUAAUAAGAGGGCAAGACUUGAGUGUGAUACUCGGGUAGAGGAUCUUAAAAGAAAACUACUAAGAGAUAAAGAACUGAUUGAUGACCUUCAACACAAGAUCAGACAGUUGCAAGCCGCCCAGAAGGAGGCCCAGGAAGAAACACGGAAAGCUAAGCAACAUUGCAAUGUUUCCGUAUACGAAGCUGAGACAAAGGUUGUAAAUAUGCAGCGAGAGUACAUCGAGCAAAAUAAUAGGCUUAGCGAGGAAGUGUCAUUUCUGCGGCAGAGAGUUGUGGACUUGGCAACAGAGGUCGAUGAGAAAACUGUUGAGGUGGAAAACACUAGGUCUCAUGCAGAUGUGUUGGCACAACAACUGAAUACAGCAGAAAGUAAAAUAAGAGAACUUUCAUCUAGCCAGCUUCAACUGGAGACGUGUCAGUUACAACUAGAACAGGCUAAAGCUAAAAUUAAGGAUCUUGAAAUAAGACAGAGUGAGUUCUCAGAAGCAGAGAAGAAAAAUGAGAUAUUUGAAUCAACUGUUUCAAAGUUAUAUGACCUGGAAAAAGAGAACAACAAGUUAAAGGGAGAAAACAAAUUUCUCAAGGACACUGCCAUAAACACAAAGCUUAUAGAAGAAAAGUUAGUGAAUGCAAAGCAACAGAUCAUGCUUUUAGAGUCUCGGUGUGAAGAUUUAGCACACUUCCAAGCAAAAGCUGACCUUUAUAAGAAUAAGCUGAAGACAUUUGAAGAUAUCAUCAUGGAGGAAUUGAAUUUAACCCAGAAGCCAACAGUACAGGAGUUGAAGAGUCACAUUUCAAAGUUGAAGAGGGAGGAUAUACAGCUAACCACUGGGAUAGAACAGCUGACAGCCAGUCAAAAGUGUAUGGAGCAAAGUCGGGUGCAUGGAGAACAAGAGAUCAGGAGUCUCAGAUCACAGCUGGAUAGGCAACAGACUGUAAUCCAGCAGAAUGUUCAGAUAGUCAAGAGACUGAACAGAAAAGUGCUUCUUUUAACACAGGAGAGGGACAGUUUAAAGAACAUUAUCACCACAUAUGAAGCCGAACUCACCAUCAACUAUUCUACAGUUAGCCAAGAAAGAAUUGAAAAGCUCGAAAGUCAGUUACAGUCAUACAGGGAAGAGCUUAAGCUAAUGGAAGAAGAACUGGAAGAGUCUUACAAGUCAGCUGUUGAAGGAUCUGAAACUCCCAAAAAGAGGGAUCGAAGUGAGAGAGUUUUGAGCAUGGAAAAGAAAAUGGCUGAGCUUGAAGAAGAGGUGAAGAAACUAAAAGAAGAAAAUGAAGCUUUAAUCCAGGCAAAAGAAGUCUUAGAAGGAAGAAUAGAAAACCUGACCCUGAAAGGAGAUUAUGACCCCACUACUACAAAAGUCUUACACUUCAAAAACAAUCCCCUGAGUACCGCAAUAGAAAAUCGUGAAACGCAACUGGAGAUGUUAGAGAAGGAAAAUGAAUCUCUACGAGAACGUGUACGUUUAUUGGAAGAAGGAGAACAGCAUAACUUAACACAGAAGGUUGGAAUGAAGGUGGCCACUGAGGGCCAUUCAAGCAAAGAGGUUUUGAGUUUACAAGAGCAGAUGGCUUCCAUUGAGACGAGGAACAAGCGAUUGAUGGAGCUAUUUAAAAAGAAAUCUCUUGAAAUGAGGGAGGCUAUCUAUCUUCUCACUGGAUACAGAAUAGAUAGUACAGGUGAUAAUCACUACAAACUGAUCAAUAUGUAUGCAGAGUCUCCUGAAGACUUCUUCAUGUUCCAACUUUCGACAGAUGGUCAGGUUCAUCUACUGGAAACAGACUUCUCAAACACUCUAGAGGAACUAAUGGACACAUAUCUUCAAAGGAAAAACUCAUUCCCAGCCUUUUUAUCAGCUGUAACACUAGACUUGUUCAGGAAACAUUCCACAGAAUCUCCUUUGAGUGGAGUGGAAGAUGAAAUGGAUGAUGAUGAAAUGGAACACAUGCAUCGAGAAAUUGAGCAGAGGCCACAAAUACCGCUGAGCCAAGGGGACGAGAUACCUGAAGAUGAAGAAGAAGAAAUGGAAGAGGAGGAAGAGGAAGAACUAGAAGAGGAGGAAGAGGAAGAGGAUGAAGAAGAAAAUGAGGAAGGGGAAGAAGCCGAAGAGGAUGACGGAGAUGAUUUGAUAUGCUUAGAUUAACAAUUACAGUAUUACAGAUCAUUUGGCCAAGAACAGUAAGAGCUUUGGGUUAGACAACAGUGCCAAAUGAUUUGUUGUUUUUAUUUGGAUUCCUAAUAAAUAUACACAAACAAGAUCUCUCGAAAAUGUAACCAGAGACUGCUCAAGGACCUUCGAGCAAAAAGAAAGGUCUCUCUCAUGAUUGUGGGCAAGCAAACAAUUUUUUGUUAUUCCUUUAUGCAUGUAUUUUUUAUCUACUGUAUGUUACUUCUACAACAUAUAGGUGUUUAUAAAACUAACAUUUAUUUUCAAUUUUUUUCAGUUAUGAAUGGAAGCUUAAAAAAAACCAUACAUUCAUUCAUCAGUAAAUGGACAAAACUCAGUACAAAUUCAUUUAAUUUAUAAUACAGUUACAUAUUUUGGAGUUUCAAUAGUAAAAUUAUUUGUUUGGGUGCUGCAUACUAUCUCAAAACCAAGGCAAGGUGACAGUAUGAAGUGAAUCUACACAACUAAAUGCACAUGGUUUAAGAUAGUAAUGAGAUCUUAUUAGAUUAAAUAGAUCAUGGAAUAUUUCUCUGAAGUAAAACAUAUUUAGAAUUUGUAUAUUUAGUAACACAUGGAUUGUUGAAGAUCAAGAGGGAACAUAAACUACAGUAUAUCACAAGAAUUUAAGCUCACAGCUAUGGUACCUUCACCUGCUUUACCACUACCACCAUACUCUUGAUCCAAUGUCAUGUGUGGCCAGGCAUAUUUUAUAUACUUAUCAUUUGUUGUAUUGAGAUAUGGCCUUACUACCAAAUGGUGAAGGCAUGUGGAACUAUUACUGUCAUCCUACAAAUUGCCUGAAAACUAUUUUGCUCAAGGCUUCAACUCCUUUGAGCACUGACUACAUCCUUUGUUAAUGACAAAUGGUACAUGAUAUGAUUUAGAUGGUUAAUUUUAACUCCUGAAGUUAAAAGUUUAUUUCCCAAGUUAAAUUUCCUGUUUAUGCAGCCACAAGACAUCAACAUUGACACAAAGACAUAGCACAUGUGUGUGAAUUGGAACUACAGUUCUUUUACUAUAAUAUUUCUCCUCUAUAAUAAAAAUAUUUUUUAUAAACUUUAUUACCAUGCAAGACUACAAUAUAAUACUGUAUAUACUAUAUAUAGCUAUGUAAACUAGGAAGGUAUAUAUAUAUUCUCAAAUAUUAGGCAUAUCAAAUUCAGUCAACUUUGGAAGUAAAAUAUCCAAUGUGCUACUUGUGGCUUAACUUUUGAAGCUUAACUUUUUUAAAAGUAUAAAAAUGUCAUGUGCAAAAUUAAUGACAAACUAUCACGUACAUCUACAUAACUUUGUAGCUGUUGUAUAAAAAAUGCAACUUUGCCACUGUUGUACAAAAAGAUAUUUUCCUUCAUAUACAAUAACUUGGUUUAAUGCUUCCAAAUGACAACAUGUUGCAAAAGCAGUUUUCUGUUUGCAGUACCCUUAAGUUAACUACUUUGUAUAUGAAAGACUGCACUUGAUGUAUAUAUUAGUUUUAUGGCUUUAACUGAAGACAUGUAUGUAUAUUCAACAAUAUAAUGGAAAGAAUACAUUGCUAAA